UUUCUAUCUGCAAGUUUUCUCUUCACUGCCCCUUUUGGCGGACUCAGUUUAUUUCCUACCAUAGACCGACCAACGUUACCGAAACAUCAUAGCAGUAGCAUGGGGCACGAGUGCUGCAUUUCGAGAUUUCUACGCAUUGUUAUAACUUUUAGCUAGUUUGAUUACAUUAGGCGGACAGUGAAACGCUGACGAUAUCCGCGUUCCUCACCAAGAUCAAGGGUGGAUAUUGCAUUACCGGGAUCGUCUUAACAGACUAACAUCAGCUUACAACUCUGAAUUAACCCCACUGCAUGCUGUUUUAACUACCGCAUUAGCAACGAUCGCUUGCUGUGUAAACGAGCGAACAUUUCUUACAAGAGUUGCAUCUGGUUCCUUUCCAAUGGAUGUAGAGCACUUGAAAACGGACGUCGUACAAUAGGUCUAAUUCUCUUCUUGCAAUAUUGCACACUCCACCUCCUCAAAGGUGUGUGUGCAGGGUCUGAUGGUAGUAACCAGUGUGGGUUCCCUGUGAGCGAACACCACCGCCCCCCUCGUCAAGUGUAAUGGAAGUUCAGACACCUUGGCCGCAGGGCACAGAGUGCGUGGCCAAGUAUAACUUCAAGGGUACAACGGGACAGGAUCUGCCUUUCAAUAAAGGAGAUGUUCUGACUAUCAUUAUGGUCACAAAGGACCAUAACUGGUACAAAGCCAAAAACACAACAGGCCAAGAAGGCACCAUCCCUGCAAAUUAUGUUCAGAAGAGGGAGGGCGUCAAAUCAGGGGGAAAACUGAGUUUAAUGCCAUGGUUCCAUGGGAAGAUAACCCGGGACCAAGCAGAGCUGUUGCUACACCCCCCAGAGACCGGGCUAUACCUGGUGCGAGAGAGCACCAACUACCCUGGGGACUACACCCUGUGUGUGAGCUGCGAAGGCAAGGUGGAGCACUACCGCAUCAUUUACCUCAACGGCAAGCUCAGCAUCGAUGAGGAAGCGUACUUUGAGAACCUUAUGCAGUUGGUUGAGCACUACACCAAAGAUGCGGAUGGCUUGUGUACCAAACUGAUCAAGCCCAAGCUGGAGGAGGGGACGGUGGCAGCACAGGAUGAGUUCUCCAGGAGUGGCUGGUUGCUGAACAGAAAAGAACUCAGUGUUCUUCAGUCCAUAGGAAAAGGAGAGUUUGGAGAUGUCAUGGUGGGAGAUUACAGAGGCACGAAAGUAGCUGUGAAGUGCAUCAAGCAUGAUGCCACUGCGCAGGCCUUCAUCGCUGAAGCUUCAGUCAUGACGCAACUGAGACACAACAACCUGGUCCAGCUGUUAGGAGUGAUUUUAGAGGAGAAGGGAAGCCUGUUUAUAGUCACUGAAUACAUGGCUAAGGGAAGUCUCGUGGACUACCUGCGAUCCAGAGGUCGGACAGUGCUUGGGGGGGUUUCUCUCCUGAAGUUUUCACUGGAUGUGUGUGAAGCGAUGGAGUACCUGGAGAACAACAACUUUAUCCACCGAGACCUGGCAGCUCGUAACGUUCUCGUGUCAGAGGACAACAUCGCCAAGGUCAGCGACUUCGGUCUGACCAAGGAGGCUUCCUCAUCACAGGACACUGCCAAACUGCCAGUCAAGUGGACCUCGCCAGAGGCCCUGAGGGAAAAGAAAUUCUCCACCAAAUCAGACGUGUGGAGUUUUGGAAUACUGUUGUGGGAGAUCUACUCCUUUGGGCGGGUGCCUUACCCAAGAAUUCCACUUAAGGAGGUUGUGCCUCGCGUAGAAAAGGGCUAUGUGAUGGAUGCCCCGGAUGGUUGCCCUGAGGCGGUGUAUAACGUCAUGAAGCAGUGCUGGAUCCUGGACCCUGUGGUGCGCCCAUGUUUCCGUUUACUAAAGGAGACAAUGGAGAAUAUUAGGGCCAAGGAGCUUUACCUUUAGAAGGGGGCGGGGGGGGGGGGGGGGGGGGUGAGGGCAACAGCACCAGAGAGGUUGAAGAAAACUUGCCUCCAUUUUUUUUAUUGGACUCUUUUGACCAUAGCCCGAGAUGUGCACCAGAUCUCAAGGACUGCAGAAGCUCCCUUUUCUUCAUAUCUUCAAGAGGAAAACUUUUUUUUGUUUUGUUUCAAACGUUUUAAUUUGUUGAACGGGUUUCAGGCAGACCUUGGUUGUAAAAUGUAUCUUUAUGUUGAUGUUUGACACAUUUAACUUUUGUCAUCUUCUAAGUUAAAACCCUUACCUCAGGGUGUGUCAAUACUACUAGUACAAGUACUAGAUAAGUUCUGCUGUGUCAAAUCUACUUUGAUCUGAUUUGUGGUACCAGUAGGGCACUACACAUUCCGUCUCUGAUAUGCAGUUCAAGUGUAUCAAUCUGUGCCAAAGUGCCUCCUGAACAGAGAUCAGUAUGCCUCCUCACAACUUAAUUCAUUCUAUUUUUUUGUUUUUUUUACUUUUUUAUGUUUUGUACUUUUUAUUUGCUUUAUAUGUGUUCACUCUGACAAUUUUUCAUCUCAAAGGAAGCAUUUAAACUUGAAAUUAAGAAUCAUUUGUCUUGCUAAGGAUAUAUCUUAACAUUUCAGGAGGUAUAAGGGGUUGGAAUUAGUUUAAUCCUAAAUGGUAUUCGUUCAUGGUAAAUAUACAGACAUACGACAUUUUCUGAUUUCAGCUGUGGUGAGUACAAGGAAGUUGGUGGGAGCCAAUAGGAAUAGAUUGCAUGUGGAUGAAAAAUCUUAUUUCUACUGAUGUUCAUUUUGUCCUAAUUAUAAUUAUUAAAUCAUUCCACUUUAAAUACAA
Hypomesus transpacificus is the source of this 2744-nucleotide messenger RNA. Its product is annotated as tyrosine-protein kinase CSK-like. The transcript has 13 exons. Gene Ontology annotation, biological process: regulation of Fc receptor mediated stimulatory signaling pathway; protein phosphorylation; adherens junction organization. Gene Ontology annotation, molecular function: ATP binding; protein binding; protein tyrosine kinase activity. Lineage: Eukaryota; Metazoa; Chordata; Actinopteri; Osmeriformes; Osmeridae. The coding region runs from base 543 to 1892 and encodes 449 amino acids. The record is from RefSeq and is a predicted model, not a curated record.